AUGCCAGUGGGACACACCAUUGACCAAAGUCUUGGUGGUGACUGCUGCAAGCACAUCUGUGAAGGAGAUAUCUCAGCCUCAAAGCUCACACACCCUCAUGAAAAGCCCUCAUGCGAGAAGUGUGAAACAGAAACCUCUUCGAUAUUACCUACAAAAAACAACAUGGAUGAUGUAUUGUCUUUUGAAUGUAACAUGUGCCCAAAGAAAUACCCAAGAAAAAUUAGUCUAAUUGCACACAUGCGGCACCACACAAAGAACAAUCCAUAUAAAUGCACCAUCUGCCUGGAGGACUUUACAUGUAGAGUCAGUUUAGUUAGACACAUGCAGAUUCACACCAGAGAAGGACCGCAUGAAUGCAUUAAGUGCAAGAGGCACUUUUCACUGAAAUCAAAUGUAGUUCAGCAUAUGAAGACCUGUCCCGGUCUUCAUUAUUGCCCCGUCUGUAAGAAAAAAUUCACUAAGAGGGCAGAAGUAGUUAGGCACGUGGCCUCACACACAACAGAAAAUCUCCAUUGCUGUACUGUUUGCCAGAAGAACUUCUAUGAGAAAAGGCAACUAAUGUCACACAUGCUGAUUGCUCACCCGAAAUCAGAGCAUUGCUCCGUCUGUAAAGUCAGCAUCAAAGAUGGAGAAACUUUAGAGGGGCACAUGCAUGUGCAUUUUGGGAAGAAGUCUUAUGAAUGCUUCGUUUGUCCGCAGAGUUUCAAAAGGAAAUAUAGUUUAGCAAUGCACAUGCUGUUCCAUUCUAAAGAAACACGGCAUAAAUGCUGCAUUUGCCAGAAGGGCUUCAUGGAGAGAAGACAUUUACUUCGGCACUUACAGACUCGUGUACACAUGCAGCAUAUUGUAGACACCCCACUGCAUUGCUACAUUUGCAAGAAGACUUGCAGAACUAAGGGGCAUUUACGUCAGCACGUGAGUACUCAUGCAAGGAAAAUCCACCACAAAUCUGUUACAGAUGGGGUUGAAGAAGUUCGGCCAACAACAUUGAGCAACAAUGAAGAUAUUCUUCAGGGUGUAGUCUGCCAAAACAACUUCUCUAAGAGCAAGGAAUUAAUUUCCCACAUGCAGGAUCACAUUCAGCCCCAUCAUUGCUCCAUAUGUGAUAUGAAAAUCGAAGACGAAGCAACGUUUACAUGGCACAUGCGUACACAUUGUGGGGCAGAGUUGUACAAAUGCCCGAUUUGUCAGAGCAGCUUUGCAGCAAAGGAGAGAUCCAUGUUGGGGUCAGGAAGAGCGAAUGUGCCGUCUGCCAAAGGACCUUUUCAUGUUUUUCCGGGUGGUGUUCACAUCUGCAAACUCACAUUAGAGAAAGACAUUACGAAUGUUCCGUCUGUCAGAAAGGCUUUGCUGACAGGAGGACAUUAUUUGAGCAUGUGUGGAAACAUUUCGAAGAAAAAAAAACAGAACGGAAAUAACAAUGAAACAAUGUGUCAUAUUUCUGGAAUCAUUGGAAUUGAAUGUAUGGAAUUGAAUGAAAUUAAUGGAAUUUCAGUUAAUACGAAUAUUUGUCUCCUCAAACCGAAUGCUAGUGCUAUUAAUGAGAAAUCGUGGGAAUAUGGUGCAGUGAUAAUAUGUUUUCGUCUUGUCCAUUUGCUUGAGCACCGCCGAGACAGUGAAGAUGAAGACAAUGUGUUACCAAACAAUAACAAUGGGCCAGAUGUUCUUCCUGGAGACGAAGCAAUGUCAGUGGAUGAUAUUUAUUUAGAAGAAUUUCCAAAUUUGGAAUAA
Molecule: messenger RNA, 1731 nt
Organism: Gryllus bimaculatus (two-spotted cricket)
Lineage: Eukaryota; Metazoa; Arthropoda; Insecta; Orthoptera; Gryllidae
Source: the annotation of a GenBank genome assembly